AUGCCACCUACUGCCGUUACUCUCAAGCAUGCAUCGCAAGCAGUAAUCACCCAACAUUCUCAGACCAUUGCGCCAGUUUUAGUAACGAUUACUGGUAUUGUCAAGGAUGAGCGAUUUCAGGAAGCCCAAGUAUUGGCACAGUCGAUACUUGCAAAGUACCCAAGAUUAGUUACUCUGAAAAUAGAAGGCGAUGACCCAUUUGCAUACCAAGUCAAGCUGGCUCAAUUAAAAAAAAAAUAUUCUCGCGUUAUAGAUUCUCUAUAUCCAGGAUGUAUUAUUGAAGUGAGUUCUCAUGGUAUCAUGACUGUUGAAGAGUUUGUGACCAAAGCAAAAGACCAGUACGGAGUAGAAAUACUACAACCAGCAGCUGUUUACAAAACCAUGAGCGAUACUGCCCAUAAUGAAUUACUACGUUCCAAAAAGACCGAUAGUCGCCUCGUCAGUAUGCAGAUUAAAGUUUCUGGUGUAUCAGUUGGACAGAUUUUGAUACAACUUUUCCACACCGUCUGUCCCAAAACAGUUGCACACUUUUUGAACUUUGUAAAAACCCCUGCAAAGAGUGGUUUCACAUACAACGGAUGUAAAUUUGAUCGACUAGUUCAAAAUGGAUGGAUUGAAACCAGAGAUAUUGAGCCUCUACAUAAAUCAACCGAGGCAGAAGAGUGCAUCGCAGAUGAAAACUUUGUCAUCAAACACGAUCGUCGUGGUGUGGUAUCAAUGGUGAAUUCUGGUCCCAAUACCAAUCGAUCGGCGUUUAUGAUUACAUUCAAAGCGAUGCCGUUUUUUGACUACAAGUACGUAGCAAUCGGACAUUUAAUUGAUGGGGAUAAAGUGCUGGAUGCUUUGGAAAUAGUGCCUACGCUGUUUGAAAAACCAGAAGUGGACAUUGAGAUUGAAGGAUGUUGUUUGUUUGAGAAUUAG
Batrachochytrium dendrobatidis JAM81 is the source of this 921-nucleotide messenger RNA. RefSeq lists its product as uncharacterized. NCBI's taxonomy places the organism in Eukaryota, Fungi, Chytridiomycota, Chytridiomycetes, Rhizophydiales. The record is from RefSeq and is a predicted model, not a curated record. Gene Ontology annotation, molecular function: peptidyl-prolyl cis-trans isomerase activity. The coding region runs from base 1 to 921 and encodes 306 amino acids. The transcript has 5 exons. Gene Ontology annotation, biological process: protein peptidyl-prolyl isomerization.